CAGAUCAAAGCAGGCUGAGAGGAGGUGAAAGAAAAUGUCGACUUCAGGAUAUUGCGCUAAAAUCCGCAGGAUCCGCUGCUUUAAACCCUGAUCCCGGAGCAGCUGAGAGUAGCGCGGGCUGUGAGGAUGGAUGUGAUGCGUGUGUGUGGAUGAUGUGUGCGCAGCAGGGAUUAAUCCAUCUGGGCUGCGAGCGGACACACUCAGGGAGAAACAGCAUCGCAGCUUGCCUCUGAAUAUUCCCGAAUAAGAGGAGCAGAGGAGAGGAGGAGGAGGAGGAGAGCUGCAGGAGUGAAGGGCGCCACCAUCGCAUGUCUGCAUGGCUGCUCCGUCCUCCUGAUUGACCGGCCCGCUUCAGGACCGUCAAGCCAAACCCACCGCCCGGUGUGAGGACCGGGGGAGGCGAUAUAAAGCCCGCAGCAGCAGCAGCAGCAGCAACAGCCUGUCAGCGGGUUUCUGUCAGCAGAUCAUCAUCCUCCUCUCUGCUUUUGGAUUUACAUAUUUUUUGUGUUGUCAGGACAGCAGUGAGCAGGAGCAGCCAUGUCUCACGGAUGGGGAUACGGACCAACAAACGGACCUGACAAAUGGGGAGAAGAUUAUCCUGUCGCUAACGGGCCCAGGCAGUCUCCCAUCAACAUCGUCCCCAAGGAGGCCCAGUUUGACCCCUCUCUGAAGGCUCUGAAACUCAAGUAUGACCCCUCCGAUGCCAACGGCAUCCUCAACAACGGACACUCCUUCCAGGUGGACUUUGUGGACGACACAGACAGUUCCACCCUGACUGGAGGUCCUAUUUCUGGAACGUACCGUUUGAAGCAGUUUCAUUUCCACUGGGGAGCCAGUGAUGAGAGAGGCUCUGAACACACUGUCAACGGCAUCAAGUUCCCCUGUGAGCUUCACCUGGUGCACUGGAACACCAAAUACCCGAGCUUUAAAGAGGCAGCCAGCCAGCCUGACGGACUCGCUGUGGUUGGGGUCUUUCUCAAGAUUGGUGCUGCCAAUCCCAGACUUCAGAAAGUUCUGGAUGCCUUGGAUGCUAUCCAGACCAAGGGAAAGCAGAGCGCCUUCAGUAACUUUGAUGCAAAGACUCUCCUCCCUCCUUCUCUGGAUUACUGGACCUACGAUGGCUCUCUGACCACACCUCCCCUGUUGGAGAGUGUCACCUGGAUCGUCCUCAAGGAGCCAAUCUGUGUCAGCCCUGCACAGAUGGCCAGAUUCCGUGGCCUCCUCUUCACAGGAGAGGGAGAAGUCCCAUGCUGCAUGGCGGACAACUUCCGACCUCCUCAGCCUCUGAAGAGCCGUCAGGUCCGCGCUUCCUUCAAAUAAACCCUGCGCCAUCUUCAUAGCUUCUUUGCCCUCUUGCUUAUCCUUCUUUCCCUUACUGAACCUUCUUACUCCUAUUUUUCUCCACAUGCAGUCUUUACUUAGCUUAUAUUAGCCCUUUUGAAAUCAACUUGAAAAUUAGAAUACCAUAUGAUGUAGACUACCUGGAUGUAUCUUGAGCAAAAGAAAAGAGCUUUGGGAUUUACACAUUAGCACAUUGACCCCAUUUACACUUGUUAGUUCAAGGAUCUAAUUUCCAGCAGAUUACAAUACGUUUUAGGACGAUGGUACAACUAAAGUUGUUUGGUAACUGCCAGUAACGUUAGAAGAAGAAUGAAUUCUAUGUUUGUUUAGUGCAUUGUUAGUUCACUGAUGUAUAAAGAGAACUGAAGACAGCAAUGGAGGCUCUGCCCUGUCCAUUCCAGAUUUCAGUGGUGUAUAAAGCAAAAAGGUUCCGCUUCUAGAUACCUGUACCAUUACCCGUGUCCUCCACAUCGUUGAGGCCGUAGAACAAUUGUGCUGGAGCCGAGCGGCUAACUUCCACUUUAGCCCUCCGCUAACUUGAAUGGGGAUAAAAUGAUUUUAUCAUUUGGCUCUUCUAGAUUUUGGCAAUGUUAUCAAACUAACUGGAUCAAAUCUCAAACAUAAAAUGAGUCAUUUUGCAGGAGUUGUGACGCUCCCCAUGUUACUCUAUGGGAAAAAUCUUUUUGGGCCCACUGGCAUCACAUAGUUACAUGAUUUGGCCACUAUGUCAAAUUGGCAUCAAAGACCUAGGGGCUUGCUUUAGUUACAACAAGAACUGGUUUAGCUAGCAUAAGCUAAAUGGUAUCCAUAAGUGAGCACAAGCAUGUUAAUGAAUAGUAUAGUAUAAUAGUAUUUAUGAAAACUAGGCAAGACAAAAAAAUGUAAGGUAGUUUUCACAGCUCCAAGUCAUGUUAGCUCAGUGCUCUGAUAGGAGCUAUUUUUCUGAUUACUUUCAUGAGACAGAAAACAGCUAAUCUUUGUGUUAUUUUAGUGUAAUUUCAUCUACUAUUAUCACAAGAACAAAGAAAACAGACCAUGGCUAUUAAGAAAAUCAGACAGAGAGCGCUAUCUCUACAGACUGCUUACAGACAAACUAUAGGGGAAGUAAAGAUUACAUAUGUGUCUUUGAGAGACAGAUGCAUGCCAAGUGUAAAUGGGGUCAUAGAUUGUGCACGCAUUAACAUUAUACACAUGUUUUCCACUUGGUCAAACACUGACUUGGUACAGACACAGGUAGCCCAAGAAAAUUAGAAUAUAUUAGCUAACAGGUACCAAGGGACUAAUAAUACUGAAAUGGUCACAAUAAUAACAAUGGGAAAUGGAUUCUAGCCCCUGAGCUCCUCAUUUUGUUUGUAACAUUUUAUGCAAUACAUACACUUUUUUUUGCAUCCCUAAACUAAUAUUUGCUUUAUUCUUAUUGAAAGUGUCUAUUGGUGUGCCAAGACAGUGAGCCUUCUCAUAGGCAAAACCUACUGAAAAGUAGUUUUUUUGUGUAUUAUUAUAGAAAAUGUGUAUAAAUAUAAUAAUUCCAUCCACAGCAGUAUACUUUUUGUUAGCAUGAAUGCUUUUAAGUUAAAAAAUAAAUAAAUACAGAUGACAUAGGCAGCUGUAUAUUAUGGGAUGAUGUGAGCUAUAUACUAUAGUUACAGGCAAAAGCAAUCCUGGGCUAUCUAGUGUAUUUAGGUCUAAAUAACAUGCAGGGAUAUUUAUCAAAAAUAAUAAUCCCUCCACACUUUUUUAAAAUAUAUAUUUGCCUUUCUUGAAAAUGAAAGCCUUCAUCAACUUCCUAAAUCUUCUUUCUAUGCAUUUCAUUGUGUUGUGAAUUGUGCCGCAGACAGUGGCUCAGAUUGUUAAAGCUUAUGUUUUUAUUGAUGCCUCAUUGUGUCAGUUUGGGACCAAGUGAUUGACACUUGUGUACAUGUAGCUUUUUAGACUGAAUGAUCACCUCAUGAUGGUAAAGCUAUGGAAUGUUCUGGUAUGUUGUGAAAGACAGUCCCACCACGUAUCGACAGAUGGUACAGUGUAAAGCCGUGUCCACACAGAUGCGAGUUAAAUGAAAUUUGUGAGUUGUUUUGAAUGUGUAGGACUUCCAUACAUUCUAGAUUAAUGGGGGUCAGAAUAUCACUGAAACAUCUGCAUUAUUGUGGUCAUUGCUCAUCUUAAUUUAUCAGUGGCAGUACAAGUGUUACUCUAUUUUCUACUUUAUAAAAAACAACUGAACUACCUAUCACCACAGUGCAUUAAACAUUGCCUUUAAGACUUGGAGGGAGAUAAAGAACUGACUUAUGACUUAACAUUAACACAAGUUAUAGCAUCAACAUAGGUCAGAGAUUUUUUCAUUAAAUUCCUACAGUUUGUCAGCAAUAUCGUAAGUCACAGAGAUCAAUGGCCGAUAUUCAUAAGAGACCAGUGCAAUGUUACUUUUUAGCUUUUAUACCAGUGUCAAAAAACAAUCAGUUUUCAGAGUGAGGCUAUAAUGAAACAGCUGUAACCCUUUAAAGUGUGUCACUUAAAACUGCUGUCACAUUACAGAUGCAAAAAUACUGUUUUUGUGAAUCUGUCAUGUCAUUAUGGAAAGGAAUUUUAUCAAUAAAAACUCAGAAUUUAC
Molecule: messenger RNA, 3949 nt
Organism: Plectropomus leopardus (leopard coralgrouper)
Lineage: Eukaryota; Metazoa; Chordata; Actinopteri; Perciformes; Serranidae
Gene: cahz
Product: carbonic anhydrase
Biological process (GO): carbon dioxide transport; regulation of pH
Cellular component (GO): cytoplasm
Molecular function (GO): zinc ion binding; carbonate dehydratase activity
Source: RefSeq, a predicted model, not a curated record